Messenger RNA from Macrobrachium nipponense, 2373 nucleotides. RefSeq names its product alpha-amylase-like. The transcript has 14 exons. Gene Ontology annotation, molecular function: alpha-amylase activity; cation binding. The coding region runs from base 121 to 2256 and encodes 711 amino acids. Gene Ontology annotation, biological process: carbohydrate metabolic process. The record is from RefSeq and is a predicted model, not a curated record. NCBI's taxonomy places the organism in Eukaryota, Metazoa, Arthropoda, Malacostraca, Decapoda, Palaemonidae.
AGCUCUGACGUCCUAUGAGAAAAUUGGAAGGAAACGUGCAAUGAAUCCAUUAUCGACCGGCGAGCUUAGCUCGACAUUUAUAUAAGAACGCUCCUUAGCUCGCUAGAACUGAUUUCGACCAUGUCACCCCUUUGGCUUCUAGCGAUCGUGGGUUGGGUGGUGGGCGGUACGUGGGCGUACGACACCCCGCACUGUGACGGGCGCCAGACCAUCGUUCACCUGUUCGAGUGGAAGUGGACAGAUAUCGCCGCCGAAUGCGAAAGGUUCCUCGGGCCUAAUGAAUUCUGUGCGGUGCAGGUAUCGCCCCCCAUGGAGCACCUGGUGGCCUCAUCCUCCGGCUACCCCUGGUGGCAGAGGUACCAGCCGAUCUCUUACAAGCUGGAGUCACGUUCAGGUAACGAAGGGGAGUUCAUCGACAUGGUCAACAGGUGUAACGCUGUUGGCGUCAGAAUCAUCGUGGACGCCGUGGUUAACCACAUGACGGGCAUCGGGCAGAGUGGCACAGGGUCAGGCGGCUCCUCCUUCAAUGCUGACAACAGGGACUUCCCCGGCGUGCCCUACGGGUACAACGAUUUCACCCCCAGGGAUCAGUGCCCAUCGAGUGACGGGCAGAUCCACGACUACAGCAACGUCAAUGAGGUGAGGAACUGCAUGUUGGUAGGCCUGACGGAUCUUUACGGUGGCUCCGAUUACGUGAGACAGAAGGUGUCCGAGUACUUCAACCACGUCAUCGAUAUCGGCGUGAUGGGCUUUAGAGUGGACGCUUCGAAACAUAUGUGGCCCGGGGAUCUUGAGGCAAUCGAGGGACUGACGAAGGACCUGAACACUGAUAAAGGCUUUCCAGCAGGAGCUCGUCCAUUCUUCUACCACGAAGUGAUUGACCAGGGAGGAGAGCCUAUCACAGUGCAGGAAUACUUUGGCGUUGGUCGAACAACCGAGUUUCGAUUCGGCAAGAAGAUCGCCUGGGGAGUCAACGACUUCUCUCAGCUCGGGAACAUCUACGACCAAGGCUGGGGAAUGGCGCCUUCCGACAAGGCUUUGAAUUUCGUCGACAACCACGACAAUCAGAGAGGUCACGGUGGAGCUGGAGAUAUCCUGACCUACAAAAAUGGUAAAGACUACACCUUGGGCGUCUGCUUCUCACUGGCUCACGAUUACGGCUUCAUGAGGAUCAUGAGCAGCUACUAUUUCGACAACUCUGACCAGGGACCUCCCUCCGGCGGUGGUGGCAGCACCAGUGACGUCAUCAUCAAUGAUGAUGGCACCUGCGGAGGAGGCUGGGUUUGCGAGCAUCGUUGGAAUGCCAUCACGCAAAUGGUACGAUUCAGGAACGCCGUUGCCGGAACAUCCAUCGAGAACUGGUACCAGGAGGGUGACAACGUGGCCUUCUCUCGUGGCAACAAAGGUUUCUUCGCUAUGACCAAAUAUGGCAACUUUGACAAAACUCUCCAGACGGGUAUGCCAGCUGGAACCUACUGCGAGCUGAUCAGUCACUGCGCCAACCAGGUCACAGUUAACGGCGACGGGACGGCGAUGAUUUCCAUCCACAACGAGCAGGAACCCGUUUUCGCCAUCUGCGUCGGGUGCGGGGACGGGCCCUCUCCAACCGUAGACCCAAGUCACACACUACCCUCGGGACCCACCUUGCCUCCUGUCCCAGGUACAGCCAGGACAGUGAUUUUCAUCCACAAGAUAACCAGCCCUGGCCAAGAUCUUUUUAUCAGAGGUGGCAUCGAUUCCCAGCAUCGACCAGGAUGCACGGAGACCGCUGAAACCGACCCGUGUGCCAUCACCCAGGAAACGAAUUCCCUCGGCAGCGAAACCCACUACGAAAAGUACAACUCCUGGAGGGUAGGAGACACGAAGCUCGACUGGUUCGGCGCCCAGCCGGGGCAAGGGACAUACAGCGGCCAGGGAGCCGAAGGAUCGCCCCUGGCAUGGACGACGAACACUCCAGGGGCGGCCGGUUACCAGGAGCUGAACACAUUCGGUGAACAUUACUGGAUGCUCGAUGUUCAGAUGAACUGUGAAGAAACGGAGGGAGGCUGGUUUGAGUUGAAAGGAUACCUCACCAACGGCGCCGGAUGGGAGACUGACAUUUCUCAGGUGGCUAAGUGUGCGCCGGAGACGCGGGUGGCUCGAAGCCCUACACCUCCACCAAUCACAUGGGCCGAUGUGGAUAUAUCAACGUUUUUGAAUUCUCCGGCAACUCCUGUCAGGUUCUGUCGUUUCCCAAUGAGUCGUGAUCGGAUGUGAAUGGAAUCUGAACUCGCGAACAGAAAAAAACCCUGAGAAAAAUGGAUGAGAAAUGAGACUAACGAUAUCAUAAAUAUCAAGAAAAUAAAGGAUAUGAUACGCCUGUCACCGGCCAUA